Paecilomyces variotii is the source of this 1746-nucleotide messenger RNA. Its product is annotated as putative choline sulfatase. The record is from RefSeq and is a predicted model, not a curated record. NCBI's taxonomy places the organism in Eukaryota, Fungi, Ascomycota, Eurotiomycetes, Eurotiales, Thermoascaceae. The coding region runs from base 1 to 1746 and encodes 581 amino acids. The transcript is spliced from 2 exons. Gene Ontology annotation, molecular function: sulfuric ester hydrolase activity.
AUGGCGCCUCGCAGACCCAACAUCCUUUACAUCAUGGCGGACCAGAUGGCCGCCCCGUUGCUGUCCAUCCAUGACAAGAAGUCCCCCAUCAAGACUCCCAACCUGGAGCGUCUGGCCAAGGAUGGCGUCGUCUUCGAUAAUGCCUACUGCAAUUCUCCCUUGUGUGCGCCCUCGCGCUUCACCAUGGUCACCGGCCAGCUGCCGUCCAAGAUCGGGGGAUACGACAACGCAGCAGAUCUCCCAGCGGACGUCCCGACCUACGCACAUUACCUGCGCAACGAGGGCUACCACACGGCGCUGGCGGGCAAGAUGCAUUUCUGCGGUCCCGACCAGUUGCAUGGCUAUGAGCAGCGUCUGACCAGCGAUAUCUACCCGGGCGACUACGGCUGGUCCGUCAACUGGGAUGAGCCGGAAAUCCGCGCUGACUGGUACCACAACAUGUCCUCCGUCGAGGAGGCUGGUCCCGUGGCCCGCACGAACCAGCUCGACUACGACGAGGAAGUCAUCUACAAGUCGACCCAAUACCUCUACGACCACGUCCGACAUCGCGGCGACCAGCCUUUCUGUCUGACCGUCUCGAUGACACACCCGCAUGAUCCGUACGCGAUGGAGCAGGAGUACUGGGAUAUGUAUGAGGAUGUCGAGAUCCCGCUGCCCCAGACGCCCGCCAUCCCCCACGACAAGCAGGACCCGCACUCUCAGCGGGUGCUGAAGUGCAUCGAUCUCUGGGGCAAGGUGAUCCCCGAGGAGCGGAUCAAGGCUGCCCGCCGCGCUUACUAUGCGGCAUGCACCUAUGUAGACACGCAGGUGGGCAAGUUGCUGAAGGUGUUGGACAAGUGUGGCUUGACGGAUGAUACGAUCAUCGUCUUCACCGGUGACCACGGAGACAUGCUGGGCGAGCGAGGAUUAUGGUACAAGAUGACCUGGUUCGAGAACUCUGCUCGCGUGCCUUUUAUCGUUCAUGCUCCCGGUCGCUUCGCUGCGAAGCGCGUGAAGGAGAAUGUAUCCACCAUGGAUAUCCUCCCCACCUUUGUGGAAAUGGUGGGCGCCCAGACGAUCCCGGAGCUACCUUUAGACGGUGUGUCGUUGAUGCCCUAUAUCUCUGGCGCAGCAGGCGUAAAGACGGACACUGUGCUGGGAGAGUACAUGGGCGAGGGCACCCAGACCCCCGUAGUGAUGAUCCGCCGCGGACGCUGGAAGUUCGUGUACUCGCUGAUCGACCCUCCGAUGCUGUUUGAUCUCGAGGCCGAUCCGACCGAGUCGGUCAAUCUGGUGGCUGGAAUCCCUGUUCCUUCGGCCACCAAGAACGCCGUUCCUGUGCAGCUGAAUCCUACUGGUCUUCCUACCCCGGGCGCCACCCCGGGCGCUACUGAAGCGAACAAGUCUUUCUUCUCCAACGGCAAUGCCUUCAUCGCCCCGACUCCUCCACGCACGCCGAGCCCGACUCGCGCUGCUGUUUCGCUGCCUCCUGCCUCCGACCCAGCCACGCUGCUGGCUCACUUCAUGGAGGAGGUUCGCACGCGAUGGGACCUCGAGCGGAUCCACCAGGAGGUGCUGGUGUCGCAGCGCAGACGCCGUCUCGUCUACUCGGCUCUGAUCAAGGGCAACAUCACCUUCUGGGACUGGGAGCCUCGUGUCGAUCCCAGCAAGCAGUACGUCCGGAACCAGGGCAAGGGUGCUCUGGACGACGUCGAGGUUAUGUCGCGUUGGCCUCGUCUGCUGAAGAAGCAGGCCACUGGCGAGUAA